This is a messenger RNA of Epinephelus fuscoguttatus (brown-marbled grouper), 2181 nucleotides long. Its product is annotated as mitochondrial uncoupling protein 2-like. Gene Ontology annotation, biological process: response to cold; mitochondrial transport; adaptive thermogenesis. The transcript has 6 exons. Bases 517 to 1461 code for a protein of 314 amino acids. The record is from RefSeq and is a predicted model, not a curated record. Gene Ontology annotation, molecular function: oxidative phosphorylation uncoupler activity. Lineage: Eukaryota; Metazoa; Chordata; Actinopteri; Perciformes; Serranidae. Gene Ontology annotation, cellular component: mitochondrial membrane.
UGUGGUUUUGAAUGCAGGUGAAUCAUCCUGGCCAAAAGGCUUGUAGUACUCGGCGUUAAAAAGGCGUGGAGCAACUUGUUUGCAUGUGGUGUGUCAGGUUUUUGCGCAGGGCGGUGCAGCAGCCGCUUCUAACCGGAGCAGGAGGGCUGGACUCUGGAUCCAGCGCCUCCAGUCUGACAGCGGAUGCCGCAGUUAUUGCGCUCCUGUGUUUGCGCUGCUCUGCGGAGACCGGCUGCUGUUGUGCUUAUGCGUAGCACGAGACUUUGGAGCUCGUUUUUCAUGGCUAAUGGCGAAACAAGAGGACUUUCCUUUCAGAAGCCAGACUUUUCAGUACCUGAAACUUGACGUCGGCUGCAGGUAACCCACCUGGAUCUGUCAUGAAAGGACAGAGGAGUCACCAGUUCACAUAUUUAAACUGUAGGAUAUAACUCUUCACUGCGGACAGAAGCUGCUCUGUCUGUCUCCGUUUAUUUUGUUGAUAAGACUGUGUUGUUCCCGUGAGCUCAAUCAUUGAUCAUGGUUGGUGGAGGAGUUGCUGAUGUGGCCCCAACAGCCGCUGUCAAGAUCUUUGCAGCGGGAACAGCUGGCUGUGUGGCAGACCUGGUCACCUUCCCUCUGGACACAGCCAAAGUCAGACUGCAGAUCCAAGGUGAAACCAAGCCCUCACUGGAAGGCCAGAGGGUGAAAUACAGGGGUGUGUUUGGCACCAUCUUCACCAUGGUGAAGACUGAGGGCCCGAGGAGUCUGUACAGUGGACUGGUGGCAGGGCUGCAGAGACAGAUGGGCUUUGCCUCAGUCCGCAUUGGCCUGUAUGACACCAUGAAGCAGUUCUACACCAGAGGGUCAGACAACGCAGGAGUCGGGGUUCGGCUGCUGGCGGGCUCCACCACAGGGGCAAUGGCAGUGACCUUCGCUCAGCCCACUGAUGUGGUGAAGAUCAGGUUCCAGGCUCAGGCCCGCCUGCCUGAGAGCGGCUCUGUGAAGAGAUACAACAGCACCAUGGACGCCUACAAGACCAUCGCCAGGGAGGAGGGCAUGAGAGGGCUCUGGAAAGGUUGCAUGCCAAAUAUAGCUCGUAACGCCAUCGUGAACUGCUCCGAGCUGGUGACCUAUGACAUCAUCAAAGAGCUCAUCCUGAAGUACCACCUGAUGACAGACAACAUGCCGUGUCACUUCACAGCUGGCUUCGCAGCAGGUUUCUGCACCACCAUUGUAGCAUCUCCUGUGGAUGUGGUGAAAACACGCUACAUGAAUUCACCACCUGGGAAGUACAGCGGUGCUAUGAACUGUGCCUUAACCAUGCUGAUCAAAGAGGGACCCACAGCUUUCUAUAAGGGAUUCAUGCCUUCGUUUCUUCGUCUGGGUUCCUGGAACAUUGUGAUGUUUGUGAGCUACGAGCAGAUUAAGAGAGCUGUCAUAAGAUUUCAACAGUUCUGGGAGUCUCCGCCCCGACCUAUCUGACAACUGGUUUGGCCCUGAGUUGGUGUUACUGCUGUGGCAAAGCCAGGACUGUCUGUAUCAAGAAGCAUGUGCUUAAGAGAGACAGUGUGGUUAUGGCUGCUGCUGGGCUGGACCUGCUCUCCCUCAGGGAUAUAACUCGUGUGUCGUUUAAAGAAGCUGUACUCAAAAGAAAAACUGCAGGGAUGAUUUAUGUUAAAUUGUUACUGACAUGCGCACAAUAUAGAUUUUUUUUUUUUAGCAAUGUUUCUUAUAGUAUUUUUAAUCUGCCUUUUUCACAGAAGACAUUUUAAGUAAGAAAAUCACAGGUGUAAAUACUAAGAUCAAUGAUGGCUGAAUUCCAUUUAGCUGCUUCAGUUUCAGGGUCCUGGUAUUGUGCAUGCUGGCUCACUGUCACGACUUACUUAAAUAGAACAGAGGCAUUGAUAAUGUUGUUAGUGACAAUUGCACUUUUCCUAUGAUGACAAGUCAAAAUAUCUGCUGAGAAAAAGACCUGUUUACAGAGUCCAGUCUGUUGCGGAUGUGGAUGCAGGGAUAUUUACAGUGCUGCCUAUCAAGUGCAGUAAUUUAUUGGUUUUCUAUAUGGCCUUGGUUCUGGUUCUGUAUAUCGUGUCGGGUUUCAGGUGAAACUUUACUGUUUUUAUGCAGUCUUCCAUGUGAAUCUUAAGGAUUUAAGGGCUAACAUCAUUGGACUGUGGUAUGGAUUAAACAAUGAAUCAGUUA